CCCGUCUUCCACUAUAAAGUAACAGGCUUGUAGUCCUGCAAAUGGCGUCUCUGCUGCUGCGAUCGCUCGCGUCCUCCGCCGCCGGCGUCGGAUCUCGCCGCCUACUACCGCGUCUCUGCCCUGCCGUAUUUUCGAAGUUCUCAAUCCGAUCCAUGGCUUCCGAUUCCUUUCAGGUGGUCCAGAUCCAAAGGGACGAUACCACGUUUAAUGCAUAUGUUGCUGGAAAAGAAAAUGCUCCUGGAAUAGUAGUUCUGCAAGAGUGGUGGGGAGUUGACUUUGAGGUCAAAAACCAUGCUCUACACAUCGCACAACUGAAUCCUGGUUAUAGAACUCUUAUUCCAGAUUUGUACCGUGGAAAGGUUGGUUUAGAUGCCGCUGAGGCACAGCACUUAAUGGAUGGUCUGGAUUGGCAGGGUGCUGUUAAAGACAUAGAAGCUUCAAUUAAUUGGCUUAAGGCAACUGGUUCAUCAAAGGUUGGUGUGACUGGAUAUUGCAUGGGAGGGGCCCUGUCAAUAGCAAGUGGAGUUCUGGUCCCUCAGGUUGAUGCUGUAGUGGCUUUCUAUGGAGUGCCUUCGUCACAACUUGCUGAUCCUGCAUCAGCUAAGGCACCUAUUCAAGCUCAUUUUGGGGAGCUAGAUAAUGUUGUCGGAUUUUCCGAUGUCACUGCAGCAAAGGCGCUGGAAGAGAAGCUAAAAUCUUCUGGAGUUCCACAUGAGGUAUAUAUCUAUCCAGGCUGUGCCCAUGCUUUCAUGAACGCAUCUCCGGAGGGCAUCCAGAGGAGGAAGAAAAUGGGAAUGGACGACGGGGAUAGUGCAUCGGUUGACUUGGCUUGGUCUAGGUUCGCGACCUGGAUGGGCAAGUACUUGCAUUCUCCUUGAGUUCCGUAGUUAUGAGAUUACCUUCUUCGGUAUGCUUAUGCAGCGUAAGUACUUAUGGCCUUUCUCUUGGGGCGUGACCGUACAAUAUAGUGUGUUUGUUACCUUGACUAUUUUAACUUUUGUUUGCGAGUAGUACUGUUGCUGUUCAAAUAAAACCAUGACGGUUCGAUCUUA
Zingiber officinale is the source of this 1052-nucleotide messenger RNA. Its product is annotated as protein usf. NCBI's taxonomy places the organism in Eukaryota, Viridiplantae, Streptophyta, Magnoliopsida, Zingiberales, Zingiberaceae. The transcript has 5 exons. Gene Ontology annotation, molecular function: hydrolase activity. The record is from RefSeq and is a predicted model, not a curated record. Bases 42 to 878 code for a protein of 278 amino acids.